UCCAAGUAUCUCUCACGAAUCUCGACAUAUAAUCCUCUGUUAGUACAGCGUCGCUCUGCAUCUCCUUAAAUAUUAUUGGAUCUAGGGUUCUGGGUUCCCUUUUCCGCCGUAGUCAAUCGGUCAUCAAAUCAAGUGGUCGUAGUUUCUCCAUCGUUGGAUUCAAUCCGAUCUCUUUUAACGCCAAUGCCUCCUCGCGCAUCUAAGCGAAAAUCUGCCCCGCCCAAUUCCUCAUCCGUCACAUCAUCCGACGGUCGUUCUGUCUCAAAUAAAGCUCAAACGAAGGGGAUGGGAAAAACAGAUCGCUUGUUCAAUACGCAUGUAAAUAGUUCAUUAGGCAUGAUUGAUCCAGAAGGUAUUGAAGCACUAUGUGCAGAUCUAGGCGUGGAUUACACUGAUGUGAGGAUAUUGAUGCUAGCUUGGAAAUUAAAAGCUGGAAAGCAGGGCUAUUUUACACAGGAUGAGUGGCAAACUGGCCUGAAAGCAUUGGGGGUUGAUUCACAACUGAAAAAAGAACUUCCUAAACUGGAGAAAGAGGUGGAAAAGCCAUCGAAUUACGAGGAUUUCUAUACCUAUGCUUUCCGAUAUUGCCUGACAGAGGAAAAGCAAAAGAGUGUGGACAUUGAAAGCAUCUGUGAAUUGUUGAAUCUUGUUCUAGGGGUCCAAUUUCGUCGUCAGGUUGCUUCACUAGUUGAAUAUCUGAAGGUCCAGAAUGAUUACAAAGUUAUAAAUGCAGACCAGUGGAUAAAUUUUCUUCGUUUUUGCAAAGAGAUUAGUUUUCCAGAUCUGCAAAACUAUGAUGCAAACCAAGCCUGGCCCUUGAUCUUGGAUAAUUUUGUCGAAUGGGUGAGAGAAAAGCAAAGCUAGUGUUGGCAUUUUUCGUAUGUAUUUGCGAGUUUUCUGAUUUCAUAAGGACAAGACCUUGUGGAAAACUUAACCGCAUCAACCUUGGAGCUGCCUCAUUUCAUAACUGAUUUAACUGAACAUUUUUCUCUGAUUAAGGCUGCAAUUUUGUUGUCCUGAGAUGGUUUAUACAUACUACAUCCAUUAAUAUUUAUUUAUUUAUUUA
Molecule: messenger RNA, 1066 nt
Organism: Hibiscus syriacus
Lineage: Eukaryota; Viridiplantae; Streptophyta; Magnoliopsida; Malvales; Malvaceae
Product: DCN1-like protein 4
Exons: 10
Coding region: 184-864 (226 amino acids)
Biological process (GO): positive regulation of ubiquitin-protein transferase activity; protein neddylation
Cellular component (GO): ubiquitin ligase complex
Molecular function (GO): ubiquitin-like protein binding; ubiquitin conjugating enzyme binding; cullin family protein binding
Source: RefSeq, a predicted model, not a curated record